AUGGACCAGUACGAGUGUUCCGUCUGCUCCGAGAACUGCUGCUACAGCCCCGACAGAAAGCUGUACAGCUCCGACGUCUGCGCCCACAGAAUCUGCGAAAAUUGCCUCCAGCAGCAGUUUCCCGGCGGCCCGGGGGCGGUUUUGCCCACGGCGAAGGGGAACUGCCCAGUGUGUCAGCGGGCUCUCACGCGGGCCAACUACGUGCUCACGGAGCCGGAUCUGGACCUUUUCGCGGUGGAAAAGGAGGUUAGAAAGCGCGUCAACGACGCGCUGAACGCACUCCGCGACAACUUCGAGAACACUCCGGCUUACAAUGACUACUUGGAGGAAAAGGAAGAAGCCAUUUACGAACUGGUGUAUGGGACGGAUGAGCAGCUGAAGCGGCGGCUGGAGAACCGGCUGCGGGAGUUGGAGGGCCACGGGCGGGCGCAGCCGCAGCACGUGCAGCAGAAGCAGCAGCAGCAGCAGCAGCAGAACUCCGAAGCAAGAGCAGCACUGCGGGUUCGGAAGAUCAAAGAGAUUGUCAAGAAGGAAGGAAACUUCUACGAAAUCGUCAAGUCCAAGCCGCUGGGCAGAAGCCUCAAGCCCAGCGACGAGUCCUACGUCCACGUGCGUCCCAGCAGCAGCAGCAGCAGCAGCAGCAGCAGCAGCAGCAGCAAGAGUAGCAGCAGCAGCAGCAACAGCAGCAGCUGCAGCAGCAACAGCAGCAGCUGCAGCAGCAACAGCAGCAGCACAAAGCAGCUGCAGCACCGCAGAACAGCGGAACCGCCUUUGCUGCAGCAGCAACAAGGACUGGCGUGUCUAUUUGUUUACUAUUUCUCUUAUCAUUUAUUUAUUUAUUUAUUUAUUUUUAUUUUUAUUUAUUUUAUUUAUUUAUUUGUUUAUUUAUUUUUAUUUAUUUUCAUUUAUUUAUUUAUUUUAGAUUUAUUGGCCCAGCUUCGCUUCCACAAACAGAAAUCCACAUUUUCUCGAGUCGAGAGACUGCAGCAGCAGCAGCAGCAGCAGCAGCAGCGGUACCUUCUGCUGCUGCUGCUGCAGCUGCUGCUGCAGCUGCUGCUGCAGCAGCAGCAGCUGCAGCAGCAGCAGGUGCUGCUGCGUGAACUCAGUUGCAGCUAA
Messenger RNA from Eimeria necatrix, 1116 nucleotides. Its product is annotated as CDK-activating kinase assembly factor, putative. Lineage: Eukaryota; Apicomplexa; Conoidasida; Eucoccidiorida; Eimeriidae. The transcript has 3 exons. Bases 1 to 1116 code for a protein of 371 amino acids. Gene Ontology annotation, biological process: DNA repair; regulation of cyclin-dependent protein serine/threonine kinase activity; regulation of transcription by RNA polymerase II. Gene Ontology annotation, cellular component: transcription factor TFIIH holo complex. The record is from RefSeq and is a predicted model, not a curated record.